UUCGUGUUCGGCCAGCGGGACAGGGGACCCGAGCGCGUCGGACUUUGGGAAUCAGGCGCCUGCUCGGUUCAGGGCACGUGCACCUGGCUUUUCGCAUCCUCUUCCCCAGGCAGAGCGGCGUCUGGAAGGCGGCAGUGAGUCACCUGUCUGAAGGGCAGGCGGUCCUGUGCUCUCUAAUCGCCUUCACCCAGACACUCGAAUUAGAUGCGUCUAGAGCGCAGACGCGUCCGCAUCCGGGGCUUCUAGACACUGCCCCGCCCCCGCCUCGCGCGUUUGCCCCUCUGGUGAGGACGGCGGGAGUCUGGGCAGGGAGCAGCCUUCAGCUUCACCUGGGAGGCAAGUCAGGACACUUCCGAUGUCUGUCUCUGUGUCCCUGCGCUGUCUUCUGGGGUCCACCUCCCCACCGUGGCUUGGGUCUGUGAGUCUGCCCAGCCUCUCUGUGCUGCCCCAGGCCUUGACCUCCAGGUGAGGCCUGCGUCGUGGGCGGGGCUUCUCAGCCCUGGCCGAGGGGUGCUUUAUCUCUGUGCCCUGAGGCAGAAAUGGGAGGGUGUGUGGUGUCAGCUGUCCCCAGACCUCCCGAUCUGAUGCGGGGUGUGUGUUUGCACCCAGUGUACGUGCACCCUGCGUGCGUUCUCUGCGUGAACCCCAGAACUCAUAUUUGUGGCCUCUUUUAAACACGACCCUUUCUCCUUCCCCUUCCUCCUGCUUAUUAAAAGGUGGAAAGAACCGUUAAGCCACCUGUUCUCACUUUGUGGAAGGCCAGCAGAGGCCCCCAGUCACUCGGCUCGUCCGCAGUCACAGUGCUCCGGCCGUUGGGCGUAGGAGCCAGGGCGGCCACGGCUUCAGCCCGAGGUCACCCCCAGCCCUGCUCGGUCGUCUCUCCUCGUGACUUCCGCCAGCAUUUCGUGGGAGUCAGGCUGGGCAGGCGAGUGCGGUCGGCCCCUUGGGGCUCGAGCUCAGUAAACUUGAGCAUGGACACCUGGCUUGCAGCCUCUUCCUCCCUCCCUCCGCCCCCGCCCCAGGUGAGCCAGGCUUCUCUUUGCUGAUGAGCCAAAGUUGACAAAUGAACGGUUGAACUAAACAGCCAGAAGCUCCCUGACUGCGACUGACAGCUUUAGCAGUUUCUAGGACUUUUAAGCAAGUUUUUGAAAUGCCAGUAAUUAAGAAAUGCUCUUAUGUUCAUCUUCAUUUAUUCCCAUAAUAUUUAGCCUUAAGAGGGGCCAUGACUUAAUUUGUCCCUUCGAGGGGACAGUUUCACAGAUGCCCUUUAGACUCUUGCUGACAUGUCACUCGUGGGCGGCUCCCCGAUCUUUCUCCCAGGCUUGUGCUGUUAUCACGUACCACAGGGUUUUUGUCCUUUUGAAUCAGAGGCUCGUAUGAUUUGGUAACACAAAGUGCACAGGGUACACCCGGAUGACAUUUGUACCUCGGUUUCUACUUGUGUUUGUCUCUUAAUCAUGCCAUCAUAAAUGGCAUGACUGGCAGGAGGAAGUUAAAAAUGUGUUUCUCCCACUGACAUUUGCCAGUGAUUUUAUACGCUUGGAUUUCGUAGCUGUUGAAACAGUUGUCCAUCCAUUCGUUAGCGUGUUCUUAAUUUGCUUUGGCCUACGCAGGCUUUUAAAAAUAUCCCAGAGCUUUCUUCCCAUUAGCCAUACUGAGUUCACGGGUAUGUUCACAACUGGGCAAACACACAGUUGCCCACGCCCGAUCUUGAGCUUUCUCGACGGGAACCCCGUUAAGGACCGGGGCGUGUGCCAGGGUCCUGACUGCACACAUGGGCUGGCGCUCCCUCUCACUGCUCUGGGGCCUUCGGCUACGUGUAAACACACGCGCUCAUUGUUGGCCAACCCUGAGGCCCUCUAGGCCUGGGACCGUGUCUGUCACCUAAGUGGACUGUCGUCGGGAGCACAUGUGGCUGACUUCCGUCUAGAGCGGCUCUGAGCCCUGCUGUCAGGGCUGGGAGGCCGAGGGCUCAGCUGUGACCAGCAGGCUAGGUCCGGUCGCAGCACGGAGUGUCAGGUCAGCACCGCUCUGGGUGAGCCCCCUCCCCACUGGGAUGCAGCUUCCUGUUUGGAGAAUGAGAGGUGGUUCUUAAGGAGAUGGGGGUGAUUUUGCUGCCUCCCCCCAAGGGACAUGUGGGAGUGUCUGGAGGCGUAUUUGGGCUGUCACAGUGGGAGGGUGCUGUUGGCAUCUGGUGAGCAGAGGCCAGGGAAGCUGCUGAACAGCCUUCAGUGCAGGACGCCGUGGGAGAGCCCGGUCCAGCCCCAGGUCACGUGGCCUCCAAGGGCCUGCUCACUGCCAUCCAGGGCUUCUCACUCGCCAGUGCCCUUGGGAGUAGAAGCUGUUGUGUCCUGUGGCAGUUCCAUGUUUUGCGACCGUGGCUGCCACCGACACGUGUCUGCUGAGAUGACAGGUGCUCACAGGAGAGCAUCACACCGUCCCCUCGCGGGGUCUGAGCCGACAGCCCCGUGCAGGGUUGUCCGUCUUUGGGUGGCCGCACAUCUGGGGCCACAGGGUGUGUUGGGAGCGGAUGCGGAGUCCCACGCUCCCGCGCCCAAGAAGCACCUGGCUAGGCUGGGGUGGCCCCGGCACAGCCUCACCAGGCGUCUGUGGCCCCCAGUUCCUCCGAGUCACGAAGCAGUACCUGCCGCACGUGGCGCGCCUCUGCCUGAUCAGCACGUUCCUGGAGGACGGCGUCCGCAUGUGGUUCCAGUGGGGCGAGCAGCGGGACUACAUCGACAGCACCUGGGGCUGCGGCUACCUGCUGGCCUCCUCCUUCGUGCUCCUCAACCUGCUCGGGCAGCUCACUGGCUGCGUCCUGGUGCUGAGCCGGAACUUCGUGCAGCACGCCUGCUUCGGGCUCUUCGGGAUCAUAGCGCUGCAGACGAUUGCCUACAGCAUUCUCUGGGACUUGAAGUUUUUGAUGAGGAACCUGGCCCUGGGAGGGGGCUUGCUGCUGCUCUUGGCGGAGUCCCGUUCUGAGGGGAAGAGCAUGUUUGCGGGCGUCCCCACCAUGCGCGAGAGCUCCCCCAAGCAGUACAUGCAGCUGGGGGGCCGGGUCCUGCUGGUGCUGAUGUUCAUGACCCUCCUGCACUUCGACACCAGCUUCUUCUCGAUUCUCCAGAACAUGGUGGGCACGGCCCUGAUGAUCUUAGUGGCCAUCGGCUUUAAAACCAAGCUGGCUGCCUUGACUCUCGUCGUCUGGCUGUUCGCCAUCAACGUGUAUUUCAACGCCUUCUGGACCAUUCCCGUCUACAAGCCCAUGCACGACUUCCUCAAGUACGACUUCUUCCAGACCAUGUCGGUGAUCGGAGGCCUGCUCCUGGUGGUGGCUCUGGGCCCCGGGGGCGUCUCCAUGGACGAGAAGAAGAAAGAGUGGUAACAGCCCCUUCCCCGCCUGGCGAAGACCCGUGGCCAUCGAGGACUGGUUCGGGGCGCAUCCGACAAAACUGCCAGCAUUUAUGUACCCUCCUCCCCUCCCUCCCUCGGUAAAGGCACAGAUGUUUUGAGAACUUUAUUUGCAGACACAUGAAAUUUGAUGGCUAGAUCUGCUCUGCGCCCACCACCUGGGAGCUGAGCGUUCGGAGCUGGCCGGCCGGUAGCCCCUUCCUCCCUUGGCGGGAGUGGCUGGGUUGGCUGUGGCCUCUUCGUCCUUUUUGUCUUUUUUGGGUGGGGGGGGCUCCAGGCUGUACUGUGAGCAGAUACAUCUGUGUAUCAUUUGAAGCAGUCUCCCUCUUAUUUUUUUAAAGUUUGUUUUUAGCUAAAACUACUACACGAUUUGCGAUGGCCCCGCCAAACGUCACUCUAACUCUCUGGUUGAAAAUCACAUCGGUGGCUUAACAGCGGUUCUGCCCUGCAUUGUACACUUUAUGGGGACAGUGAAAACACCUAGGAAAACCCCAGCCCCAAAGAAUGAGGCAGGAUUAGAAGAGUUGACGGUUCUGGUAAAAGACGCUGAUGACUCAGAAAAUCGACCCGGACUGGCGCACGAUUUUUUAUGGGGUCACACGGGGAACUUAGGUGACUCAAGGUGGGGAUGGAGAUUCUAGAAGUCUUUGGGGAAGCACAGAGCCUGCAGAGACCUGCAUGUCCACCUGGGCCUGGCGGCAUGUCUGUAAGGUGGCCCUGGCCGCUCCCGAGUGGCUGGCUUGGGAGGGGCAGGGCCGUGACAGCGCCGGCUCACAGACCAGUUACCUCACACACGGCCUCACGUGGCCUCGGCCGGGACCGCGGGCAGAGCUCGCCCUGGCCGGUCACCGGCCGGGCUUUCUUUGGCCUGACGGACGGUCCCAGGCUGUGCAGCCACGACGUACGUUUUCACGAGGCUGUUGCCCGCUCAGAUCACCUGUUUGCUAUGCUGAAUGCAACCCAAAUCCUUUUUAGUUGUGAUGAUGCCUUACGGAUCGGGUCUGACUCCUGUCACGUGCUCUAACGUUGCCUUACGCUGCAUUUUUCUCGGGGGGCGUGAGUGCUCGUUGCCACCCUCCGCUCGUCCUCACUGUAGUGAAGGCCACUGGGGCAGUCGGAACAUCUCUGCGCGUCCCGUUGUCCCCCCGAGCUCUGUGGGGCAGACCGACUUGGCCAAGCUGACCAGACUCGGGACCUGGAGGCCCUUCAGCCUGGCCUCGGAGCUUCUUUCCUCCGGUCAUCAGCCCGGUGUGCGAGCCUGAGGGCCGCCCCAGUCUCCAUGUUCACCCUCCAGACCAGAGCCAGGGGUAGUUAAGUGGGGAGCCCCCACGCCUCAGUCAGCCACACGGGCAGGGGAGGCUGCCUUUUGUCCCCCAGUUCUCUUAAGACCUAUGCCUGGCUCUGUAGCUUGGCCCUGCCUAAUCCCAGGGGAAUGAGGAUGCACCUGUCACCACCCCACCUGUGUCCCAGCCACAGCUGCGGCUCAUCCCUUGUUAGAGGGGCAGUGGCUGAAGGAGGGUGUUUCUACUCUCCCAUUUAGGAUCACCGCAUGGAGGGUGGUUCCUUGCCUCAGCCUGGGCCAGCUGGCCUCCUGGCCCACACCCUGUCCCUGCCCACACAGCAUGACACCCCAUCGAAUGGCGCCACCAGCCAGGCUGGUCUCUGUGGCAGUUUCUGACAGGGUAGGGGUCCUCAGCACUGUGUGUGGGAACCUUUGUUGGUUUGUGAGCCCAGGAGGCCAAGGGGUGCGGUCGCCCCCGGUCAUCCUCAAUGCCGAGGUCGUUCCCGCCUCCCAGGCCCCAAGUGGGCUAGUGCUUGGGCCUGGGGCAGAUGCUUUGGUCGGGAGGGGUGGAAAGUAGGAUCUACCAGUUGGUUUUGGCAAAACGAUUUCUGAAAAAUUUUUUGCUUUUUGUGGGAAAUAGGUAUAAAUCUCAUUUUAUGCUGUAUUUUAUAUCCUAGUUGUGUUUCAGAACGUUCUGAUUUUUGGAAACACAUAAAAAUAAAUAAUGGCAUUUGUUGUA
Messenger RNA from Pteropus alecto (black flying fox), 5429 nucleotides. RefSeq names its product surfeit 4 (gene SURF4). Gene Ontology annotation, biological process: Golgi organization. The transcript is spliced from 5 exons. The record is from RefSeq and is a predicted model, not a curated record. Lineage: Eukaryota; Metazoa; Chordata; Mammalia; Chiroptera; Pteropodidae. The coding region runs from base 2531 to 3382 and encodes 283 amino acids. Gene Ontology annotation, cellular component: endoplasmic reticulum-Golgi intermediate compartment; endoplasmic reticulum; membrane.